This is a messenger RNA of Myxocyprinus asiaticus (Chinese sucker), 3851 nucleotides long. Its product is annotated as sphingosine 1-phosphate receptor 3-like. Gene Ontology annotation, molecular function: sphingosine-1-phosphate receptor activity. The record is from RefSeq and is a predicted model, not a curated record. Bases 326 to 1366 code for a protein of 346 amino acids. NCBI's taxonomy places the organism in Eukaryota, Metazoa, Chordata, Actinopteri, Cypriniformes, Catostomidae. Gene Ontology annotation, cellular component: membrane. Gene Ontology annotation, biological process: G protein-coupled receptor signaling pathway. The transcript has 2 exons.
CACAACAGAUGCGGGUUUAAUAGAGCAGCACCAGCGCACUUACUAUUUCGGCUUUACUGAACAGCGCACAUUUCUGCACAUCAGGUCAUGAUGAUUCAAAAUGGAAAUAUACAAUUUCCUCUUUAAGAAGUGCAGACACGAAUGUGUCGCUGUGAAGAAACUCUGAGGUUCGGGAUAUCUGAUGGGAGAUGUGUGCCACCUUAUUGACCAUGCAGGGUGACCGGUGACCCUGAAGAAAUUAAUAACCCGCAAACAACGGUCUUUCCUGCACGAUCUGCUCAUCAUUUGAUUUGUCAUCUCGUUCCCACCUGCAGAAGGCGCUGCAAUGGUCAAUCAGCAUAUUUUCGCACAUUACAAUUACACAGGGAAACUAGGCAAUCGUAACGACACAGAGGUGGCACCGUUGGACCCUAAAACAGUGGUGUUUUUGGUCAUUUGCAGUCUCAUCGUCUUGGAGAACUUGAUAGUACUGGUGGUGAUAUGGAAAAACCACAAAUUCCAUAACAGGAUGUACUUUUUCAUUGCUAACCUGGCUUUAUGUGACUUACUCACCGGUAUCGCCUACAUAGUCAACCUGUUGAUGUCAGGGCAAUGGACGCUGCACCUGUCCCCUGCCGAGUGGUUUAUGCGUGAAGGAAGUAUGUUUGUUGCCCUGGGCGCUUCCAUCUUCAGCCUUUUGGCGAUCGCUAUUGAGCGCCACCUCACUAUGAUUAAAAUGAGGCCGUACGAUGCGAACAAAAACUACAGGGUGUUUUUGCUAAUAGGGAUAUGUUGGUUGAUCGCAAUCACCCUGGGAGCGCUGCCCAUCUUGGGCUGGAAUUGUCUUGGAAACCUUCUACAAUGUUCGACCAUCUUACCUCUCUACAGCAAGUACUACGUAGCGUUCUGUAUCACCAUCUUCAUAUCGCUGCUGCUGGCGAUUUCCGUGCUCUACGCCCGAAUUUACAUCCUCGUCAAGUCCAGCAGUCGCAAAGUGACCAAGCACAGCAACUCUGAGCGCUCCAUGGCUCUCCUGCGAACCGUUAGCAUCGUGGUGGGCAUCUUCAUCGCCUGCUGGACGCCCAUCUUCGUCAUCCUGCUUGUCGAUGUGGCCUGUGGACCCAGGAGGUGCCCGAUUCUGCUCAAAGCUGAUUGGUUCAUAGCCCUGGCGGUUCUGAAUUCCGCCAUGAAUCCGGUGAUCUACACGCUAGCUAGUAGGGAAAUGCGGCGAGCGUUUUAUAAGCUAGUUUGUGGGUGUUUGGUGGCCGAAGGUGGGGUGUGGUGUAAACAUAACACAGAGCCUAGUAGAAGCAAGUCUAGCUCGAAUUGCCAGCGAGCGGCUGAACAAGAAAUCGACAAUACACAAUGCAAAAAAUCAACCUGCUAAUGAUAACAAGAGUGAAUGCAAGAGCAUAAAGUACAGUAUGUUUUAGGUCUCAAGAUCAAAGUACACUUCAGAGUGUGCACACUGGGAAGGCACGUUGAGAAAGAGCCGGUUGAGUUUCUGGUUCCUCCCUAGGGAGUUGGUGCCCUAAGCAGACUGCGUAAUAUGCGUAUAUGGAGCGGCGGUACUGCGUAAACAAUAUGCGUGUUAACAUGAUUUUAGUGUGAUAAAAUCGCUUACAAACCUUUUCUGUGUAAAGUUAUAUUUAACAAAUAAACUUGACGAUAUUAUGCUGUAAACUAGGGCUGCACAAUUAAUUGAAAAAAAUAAUCGACAUUACAAUUACAGCUGUCGCAAUUAUAUAAUCACGAAAAGUGUCAAUUACGUGUACACCCACUGCGGCAAAAUAUUUUUUGGUCCAUCGUGUGCAUGAAUGCAGAGGCAAAUAUGAUGUGUUUAAAUUAGUCUAAAGACAUAUCAGCAAUGCGCACUAAAUUAUAUGGUGUAUAAUCUAUUCAAAAUGUGAAUAACACAAUGUUUUUCAUGCAAUUAAAAUAAUAAUGCAAUUCAGGAACACUGUUCUCAGAUUCUUUUUAUGCAUAGUCCACAUAAAGAAUAUGGCAUGCAGCUGCACCAAACAAAAUAAGUAUUUUAAUGUAAAUUCUAAUAUUCAGAAUGAACAAUCUCAAUUACACUAGCAAAGGAAAUAAUCAGCAAUUAUGUUUUUCGUCCUACUGUAACAGCCCAACUGUAAACCCUAUUAAGACCGUAAAAAUGACAAUUAAAACAAAUUUGUAGUUUUAACAGAAGAAUGAAUGUAAGUGCUUUUAUGAAAUUUUAAGCUUCACGUUUCUGCUUUAAACCUUCCAAACAUUGGCCACAUGCACUUCCAUUGUAAGUGCCUCACUGGUACCUCCAUUUUUGCUUUUUUUAAAGAAAAGGAGGGAUGAGUAGCAGUGGCUGUUCUAGAAGGGGGGCCCGAACUUUCUGACAGAAGCCUGGCCCCCCCCCCCCCACCCCUGGUCGGACGAUGUAACACUUGCACCUAAAUAAAAAAAAGACUGAAAAUGACACACACAAAACACCUGUGAAAAGUCUGUACUAAAGAGUACCACAAAGCACUCAUAGUGCCUAUGCGGCGAAUGUGGCGAAUGCAGCUUUUAUACUUCAAAAAAAGCCUAACUACUCGACCGUCUCGCGGAAAAACAAAGUAUACCCUAGUCUUAAGUGUCAAACACUUGAACUUGAAAUUGCACACUACAGCAUAAGUGUAUGAUAUAGAAAGCACUUUAGAACUAUAGUAUGCACUUUGAGUCCUCGUUAAAGCAUAAGUGCAUACUAAAGUGCACAUUAAAGCAUUAGCACAUACUAAAAUGGAUAUCAAACCAUCAGUACAUACUAAUGUGCAUAUUAUAUUGCUAGCACAUGCUAAAGUGAACAGCGCUAGCAAAGAGCAGUUCUAAUGAGAAGAGUCUUCAAGUGCGUUUUACAAAGCAGAUGCUUUUCAAACACAUUCAGCAUUAAAGAAAGAGACUUUGUUUGACUUGAUCAGAUUUUCUUCUCUUCUGUUAGGCCAAUAGCACAAUCAGAAGCAUCAAGCAUACUGUAUGUACUGUAUAUUGCAUCCCCAAAUCUUUAUUGCCAGGUGUGGAUAUAGUAUGCAAGCAUGUUCUACACUUUAGUCUGGAUGACACGUUGUAUAUAGAUUGCUGAUGUUCGUUAAAUAAUAACUUAAUUGUAACAUACCAAAACUUAAAUGACUGAAAAGAACUUCUGUAUUCAUAUGGCAUGUGUAUGUAUGGUGUAAUGUGUUUUAAAUGCAUGUAUUUUAAGAUUAAAGGCGCUAUGCCUUAAACCAAUAUUGUUCACAUUUUGAUCAGUGGUUCCAAGUGUGUGCAUCUGUCUAAUGUUGCACCAUUAAGUAAUAAUGCACUGGAGCCACCUGCUGGAUUAAAUGGCAAACUGUAAUUUAGAUCAUUUAUAUUUUCUGACAUAAGAUAUCCUUCCAUUUCGCAGAUUUUUGUUGAAUGCAAAGUGAUGUGUUAAAAAGCUUUAAAGUCAGUGCUUACACAUUUAUACAGGGAAAACAAAAGAUUCCAGGUUUGAUCCGAGGUACAGGGGCCAUUGGUGAAUUGGAUGAUUAUUUAUAUUUCCAAUUCAAUUUUGAGGAAAGACUUUUGCAGUGGAUCUGCAUUGGCAGUUAAUACAUUGCAAAUCUGUAAUGUCUGAUGCAUUAAGCACAUUUCCCACCAAAUUCUCAUUACUGUAAUGCAUCCAAAUGUUUCACUUUUACGUCUUUGAAACUCCUUUUAUUUUCAGUGGUAAUUCUUAUUAUUGUGAUAUAGUAAUAUUUACUAUUUAACAGUAAAAAAAAUAUAUAUAUUUUUUUUUAUACAAGUCAGCAUGAAUCAAAGGAAGUAAAAUUAAUUUUACAGAAUUUAAAUAAUUUUUUUUUCUUCGCAUUACACACCUAACCCUAACCAUAUUU